Messenger RNA from Protobothrops mucrosquamatus (brown spotted pit viper), 1176 nucleotides. RefSeq names its product short chain dehydrogenase/reductase family 42E, member 1 (gene SDR42E1). Gene Ontology annotation, biological process: steroid biosynthetic process. The transcript is spliced from 2 exons. The coding region runs from base 1 to 1176 and encodes 391 amino acids. NCBI's taxonomy places the organism in Eukaryota, Metazoa, Chordata, Lepidosauria, Squamata, Viperidae. Gene Ontology annotation, molecular function: 3-beta-hydroxy-Delta5-steroid dehydrogenase (NAD+) activity. The record is from RefSeq and is a predicted model, not a curated record.
AUGGAAAGAGAAAAUCCCAGCAAGGAAGCUGUCCUCAUUACAGGUGGAAGUGGAUAUUUUGGUUUUCGGCUGGGUUCAGCCCUAGCCAAGAGCAAAGUGGAUGUGAUCCUGCUUGAUGUUUCCAAGCCUACCCAAGAGAUGCCCAAAGGUGUGAAAUUUGUGCAGGGUGACGUGUGUGAGAUCCAUGAAGUGGAACAAGCACUCCAGGGUAUGUCUUGUGUCUUCCAUAUUGCCUCCUAUGGAAUGUCUGGCCGGGACCAGCUCAACCCAAAACGUAUAGAAGAGGUGAACGUCAAAGGAACCGACAACAUCAUUGAAACUUGCAGGAAAGUUGGCAUCUCCAAACUCGUAUACACAAGCACAUACAAUGUAGUCUUUGGGGGCCAGGUUAUAGAAAACGGAGAUGAAUCUUGGCCUUAUCUACCCCUCCAUCUUCACCCUGACCAUUACUCAAGGACCAAAGCUUUGGCUGAAAUGAAAGUUCUGGAGGCCAAUGGGACAGUCCUAAAGGACGGUCAGGGAAUUUUGAGGACCUGUGCCAUAAGACCUGCUGGCAUUUAUGGGCCAGGAGAGCAGAGGCAUCUUCCAAGGAUUGUCCACUACGUGGAACAGGGAUGGUUCCGGUGUGUGUACGGGGAUCCUAGCAGCCUGGUGGACUUUGUGCAUGUAGAUAACCUGGUGCAAGCUCACAUUUCAGCAGCAGAGGCUCUGGGUGCCACCAAAAACCACAUCGCUGCUGGCCAAGCCUAUUUCAUUUCCGAUGGGAAGCCAGUCAAUAAUUUUGAAUUCUUUCGCCCUUUGGUGGAAGGUUUAGGAUACACCUACCCUUCUCUCCGCCUCCCUCUGUCCCUUGUUUACUUCUUUGCAUUUGUUACAGAACUGAUCCAUUUUGCGCUGGGACGCCUGUAUAACUUUCAGCCUCUCCUCACUCGCACCGAAGUUUACAAAACUGGUGUGACCCAUUUUUUCAGCUUAGCCAAAGCUAGAAGGGAACUGGGCUAUGAACCUGGGCAUUACAGUCUGUGCGAAGUGGUGGAGUGGUUCCAAAGCCACGGUCAUGGCCAAAAGCUUCGCAGGUCCUCAGAAAAACACUUCGUCCGAAACGCAGCCCUGGUCUUCCUUGCGGCAGUGAUGGUCAUUUUGUACAUCCCAACAUUUUCUUGGAGUUUUUUUUGA